UUUGAUAUUCACUCAUUUGCACAUCUAUACAUAUCCUUCAUCUCCAUCGCAUUCCAUAUCCCAUACCCGUUCAUCACCCAACUCCUGGAUAUGCCCCCGGCUCAACUGUCUAACUCUUUUAUUUACCUUACCGCCCUUUUCAAACCGGCCCUCCUACGACCGCACCUUCGAGUUCCUAGUAUUGCCAACGUUGAUUUCAAAGCUUUGAAAAAGGAAGGUUACAAUGCCGUAGUGAUCGAUAAAGACAACUGCCUGACUUUACCGCAUAAGGAUGACAUAUACCCACCUUACCAAAAAGCAUGGACAGAUCUGUUAUCCACUUUUCGUCCAGGUAGAGUCCUUGUAGUUUCCAACUCUGCUGGCACAACGAAAGAUCCUGGCGGUAUAGCUGCUGAGGCUGUUUCACUUUCAUUGCGUGCCCCGGUGCUGCUUCAUCACAUACCAAAGCCCGGGUGUUCGGCGAAUAUUUUAUCUUAUUUCUGCGGGAAGCUUGGCCAACCCACUACCUUACGUCACGAUAUUGCCUCAGCAGGUUUCAAGCUUUGGAAAGCAGAGAAACUGGAUGAGAAAACUCUGUGGGGAAAAUGGGAAAAUGAGGUCGAAGGUCCUUUAUUAGGCGGGUCGAGGCGAGAACAAGAAGGGGAUGAAGAUACAGAUGGAGAAAAGGUGGCCAAAGGUCAAAAAGUUAUCCCACCGAUAAGCUCCACAGACAGGGCACAUACCUUGAGCAAGGAGACUUUGACAGCGGAGGAUCUCAGAUUACUCGUCAUUGGCGACCGUUUGUUCACAGAUACACUUCUUGCAGACCGACUUUCUCGGCAUUUACCCCCCCUUUCAGCCGCAAUUCCCGAUGUCCCUUCCAUCCCUAGAGUUCUCUCCAUUUAUACGACUUCUCUCCCACAACCGCGAGAUGUUCGUCUGCUUCGAUGGCUAGAAGAGAAAUUUUCUCAAGGGAAAACGAAAGGAGACUAUAGCAAAUUUAUUACUGAAGAAAAUGUCUUGUCAUCGGCCGCAGAUGUAUCAACUACGGUGCCAUCAAUAUGGAAAGUUCUGCAAUGGUUCACACCGGCAAGGUGGAGAGAAAUCAAUGUUCCCUAUUUGACCUGGAACCCGAGGAGCUGGAAGCCUUUACCAUUGGCUGUUGCUUUUGGCAAGAUGACAGGAAGGGUAGGAAUGUUGAUAUGGAGAUAUACAAGGCAGGGAGGCCAGCUGGGAUGGAGUAAGGGAAAACAGUGGUUCGCAGAACGAAAAGAGCAAUCGAGGAAACUUGCAGUGGCGAAGGAACUCGAAUCAAGUGUGUCGAGGGAGCCCUUCUCGAAAGACGAGAGAGUAACAACGUCUGUAGCAUAGGCGAUGUCGUAGAAAGACACUUAUAUGAAAUACGAA
Molecule: messenger RNA, 1386 nt
Organism: Cryptococcus deneoformans JEC21
Lineage: Eukaryota; Fungi; Basidiomycota; Tremellomycetes; Tremellales; Cryptococcaceae
Product: expressed protein
Exons: 5
Coding region: 91-1350 (419 amino acids)
Molecular function (GO): phosphatidylglycerophosphatase activity
Source: RefSeq, a predicted model, not a curated record